CAUCAAGUCCAUACUCUUCUAUUAUCAACUGGCCUUGGUGCAAAGGUUGGAAUACACCAAAGUAUUAACCAUGAACAAAUUCAACCUCACAUACGCUGAACCCUGACCAUACUAACGGAUGCAGUACAGGAAAAAGACUGCAGCAUGGAUCAAGUUCUAACAGUCCCUGUUCUAAUCGGGAUAUCUAUAGUGGUGAUCACGGUCCUCUUCCUCCUUCUAAAACCAGGAGGCUCUAACGAAGGUCGAAAGCAGAGCAAGUUUCCCAAAACCUUGCAGGACCCCAAUGCCAAAUAUCCAUUGCCACUCAUAGAGAAAGAGGAAAUCACUCAUGACACGAAAAAAUUCCGGUUCGGUCUUCCGUCCUCUUCUCACAUUCUUGGUCUCCCUAUUGGUCAGCAUGUUUACCUGUCUGCAAAGGUGAAUGGGAAUCUGGCUAUUCGUGCAUACACACCUGUGUCCAGCGAUGAGGACCAGGGAUACGUCGAUCUAGUUGUAAAGGUCUACUAUAAAAAUACUCACCCAAACUAUCCCGAUGGAGGCAAGAUGUCUCAGUACUUGAAUGAUAUGAAGAUUGGAGACACCAUUGACUUUAGAGGUCCAAAUGGAUUAUUGGUAUACAAUGGAAAUGGGCAGUUUGCUAUUCGACCUGAUAAAAAAUCUGAAUCCAAAGUAAGGAAGUUCAGACACGUGGGCAUGAUUGCUGGAGGAACAGGCAUCACUCCAAUGCUGCAGCUGAUCAGGAGUAUAACCGCAGAUCCUGCUGACAACACCAAGUGCUCCCUUAUAUUUGCCAACCAGACGGAGGAGGACAUAUUGUUACGCAAAGAGCUGGAAGAAGUUCACAGAAAUCACCCUGAUAAACUCAGUCUGUGGUACACACUGGACAAGCCCUCUGAAGGGUGGAAAUACAGCAAAGGCUUUGUUGAUGCUGACAUGAUAAAAGACCAUCUCCCGCCUCCGGCCAAUGAUGUGCUCAUCGUGAUGUGCGGUCCACCCCCCAUGAUCCAGUACGCCUGUCUGCCAAACCUCGACAAGCUGGGCUACAAAACAGAGAAUACUUUUGCAUACUAAGUCUCCUGCCACUGAUAUUACACAAACUAAUUCUCUGAUAAUUUGUAAAAGGUGGUUUACAUCUUGUUAAACAUGUCAAAUUGUUGCCAGAUGUGGGUUUAAAAAUAGAUCUUUUGGUAAUCCCA
Molecule: messenger RNA, 1196 nt
Organism: Carassius gibelio (silver crucian carp)
Lineage: Eukaryota; Metazoa; Chordata; Actinopteri; Cypriniformes; Cyprinidae
Product: NADH-cytochrome b5 reductase 2
Exons: 9
Coding region: 145-1071 (308 amino acids)
Cellular component (GO): mitochondrion
Molecular function (GO): FAD binding; oxidoreductase activity
Source: RefSeq, a predicted model, not a curated record